UCUCGUUUCGGCAGUAGUUGAUAUGCUGAUAGCGUGUCGGGCGCAUUAAAUCGGGCGCGUAUUAGAUUAAAAUAUAAUAAAAACAAUGUUCUUAAUACUUGUGUUUCUUGCCUCAGUAAGUCUUUAUUUAUAUGGAACGAGGACUUUUAAUUACUGGAAGAAAAGGGGCAUCAAACAUGAUAGACCAGUUCCAAUAUUUGGAACGAAUAUGAAGCAGUUCAUGCAAAAAGCGAGCAUGGCGACGGUGGCUACUGAAACGUACAACAAGUACCCAGAAGAAAAAGUCGUAGGUUUCUUCAGAGGAACAGAUCCAGAGCUGGUAAUACGAGACCCAGAAAUCAUUAAGCGUAUCCUUACAACGGAUUUCCAAUAUUUUUACGCCAGAGGCUUCCACCCCCACAAAACAGUUAUAGAACCACUAUUAAAAAAUCUUUUUUUUGCUGAUGGAGAUUCAUGGCGCCUUAUCAGACAGAGAUUCACUCCCGCUUUCAGUACUGGAAAAUUGAAGGCCAUGUUCCAUAUCAUCACUGAUAGAGCAGAAAAGUUGCAAGUGAUAACCGAAGAAAUUGUAGACAGAGAAUUCUAUGACGUCAGAGAACUCAUGGCCAGAUAUACUACUGAUUUUAUUGGUGUGUGUGCUUUCGGUAUUGAUAUGGAUUCCUUGACUGAUGAGAACUCUCACUUUAGGAGACUAGGUAAAAGAAUUUUCGAACGGAGGUUCAGAGAUGCUAUAAUAGCUGCAGUGAAAAUCAUGUUUCCGGAACUGUUUAAAAACUUACACUUUUUAGCACCUGAAUUGGAGAUAAAUAUGAAGCAUUUGGUCCAAACUGUUUUAAAGAAUAGAAACUAUAAGCCGUCCGGUAGGAACGAUUUCAUUGACUUAAUGUUGGAACUUAGAGAGAAGGGUAAGAUUAUUGGAGAGUCCAUUGAAAAGAAAAAUCCCGAUGGAACUCCUAAAAUGGUGGAGCUUGAAAUGGACGACAUGCUAAUGACUGCCCAAGCGUUUGUUUUCUUCGGAGCAGGAUUUGAAACUUCGUCUACUGCUUCAAGUUUUACUUUACAUCAACUAGCAUUCCACCCUGAAUUUCAAGAAAAAGUACAAAGGGAAAUCGAUAUCGUUUUAUCAAAACAUAAUAAUAAGAUCACUUACGACGCCAUAAAAGAUAUGAAAUAUUUAGAGAUGGCAUUUUAUGAGUCAAUGCGGAUGUAUCCUUCAGUGGCUUAUUUAAUCCGAAUGUGCUGUGUCCCAGAAUAUACGAUUCCAGAAAUUGAUCUGACUAUAAACGAAGACGUUAAAGUGAUAAUUCCUAUUCAAGCAAUUCACAGAGAUGAGAAGUACUUCAGAGAACCGCACAAGUUUGAUCCUGAGAGGUUUGCUGAUGGUGCUAAAGAAGCUAUAAAGAAUUUCGUAUAUUUGCCAUUUGGGGAGGGACCUAGAGCAUGUGUUGGUGCAAGGUUAGGUCAAAUGCAGUCAAUGGCUGGAUUGGCAGCAGUUUUGGCAAAAUAUUCCGUCGGACCGGCUGCUUGCAGUUUACAAGUACCAUUACCUGAGCCGACGGGUACCGUUUCCGAAGGCUUUGUUGGCGGUCUACCUCUGAAACUUAGACGACGAGACGUUUUUUAUAGUCCAUAAUUAUAAUUCUGAAUAUUCACUAAUGCUGUUGCAGACUGAAAAUUUGAAUGAAGAUUUAGAAUUAGGUAGCUAGUCUAAUGUGACUCAUAUACUUAUUUUACAUAUACUUAUUUUAGUAAAACUUAGAUAAGCUAAAACAUUUAAUUUGUUUAAGUUGGUAAUUCUUAAGCACUAAGAUAAUUAUCUAAAUUAGUCUGCAUUUCCAGAGUUUUUGUUAAUAUUAUUAUUUUAAAAAUGCAUUUUUUUUAAUUCCACACUUGAGAUGAUUCUAUAAUUAAAUGGAUUUCAUGAAACAAAAACCGUACUAAAAAAAAUCGGCUUUAAAAGCUUUGUAUAUAAAAUAAAUAAAUUUAGUAUAUCAAUAA
This is a messenger RNA of Trichoplusia ni (cabbage looper), 1998 nucleotides long. Its product is annotated as cytochrome P450 6B2-like. Gene Ontology annotation, molecular function: heme binding; oxidoreductase activity, acting on paired donors, with incorporation or reduction of molecular oxygen; iron ion binding. The record is from RefSeq and is a predicted model, not a curated record. The transcript has 2 exons. Bases 86 to 1633 code for a protein of 515 amino acids. NCBI's taxonomy places the organism in Eukaryota, Metazoa, Arthropoda, Insecta, Lepidoptera, Noctuidae.